This is a messenger RNA of Prunus armeniaca (apricot), 2490 nucleotides long. The record is from the annotation of a GenBank genome assembly. Lineage: Eukaryota; Viridiplantae; Streptophyta; Magnoliopsida; Rosales; Rosaceae.
AUGGUCUCGACUCUCGCGGGGAUUCGCUUCCCGCUUCUACCUUCGGCCUACAACAACAGCAACAACUCUGCUUCCUUGCAUUCCAGCUUCAAUGGCGAUCGGAGGACCUCCAGCCUCUCUCUCUUCCUCACCAACAGCUCCUUCUCUCGGAAGAUCUUUGCUGGAAAGCCUUCGUAUGAUUCUGAUUCGUCUUUAACGGUUGCUGCAUCAAAGAAAGUUCUUGUUUCUGAUAGCCAGAGUGAUGGCUCUUCAUCUGUGACAGAGCAAUUGGAAGCUCCCGGCACAGUUUCGGAGGAUCCUCAGGUGCUUGAGGAUGUAGAUAAUGUUGCAAUGGAAGAUGAUAAGAAGGUUGAGGAUGAAGCGAAGAAAAAUGCCACACAAAAGUCAAUUCCACCACCUGGAAAUGGGAAAAAGAUAUAUGAAAUAGAUCCACUUUUGGUGGGUUUCCGUGAUCAUCUUGAUUACCGUUAUGGACAAUACAAAAGGCUGCGUGAGGAGAUUGACAAGUAUGAAGGUGGCUUGGAGGUGUUUUCUCGUGGCUAUGAGAAGUUUGGGUUCACACGCAGUGCUGAGGGUAUCACUUAUAGGGAGUGGGCACCUGGAGCUAAGUCAUCGUUGAUUGGAGAUUUCAACAAUUGGAAUACGAAUGCAGAUGUUAUGAGUCAGAAUGAGUUUGGAGUCUGGGAGAUAUUUUUGCCAAACAAUGCAGAUGGCUCACCUGCGAUUCCGCAUGGUUCUCGAGUGAAGAUCCGUAUGGAUACUCCUUCAGGCAUUAAGGACUCCAUUCCUGCUUGGAUCAAGUUUUCUGUACAGGCUCCAGGUGAAAUCCCAUACAAUGGCAUAUACUACGAUCCACCAGAAGAGGAAAAGUAUGUAUUUCAACAUUCUCAGCCAAAGAGACCAAAAUCACUUCGCAUUUAUGAGGCACAUGUUGGAAUGAGUAGCACGGAGCCCAAAAUCAACACAUAUGCUGAAUUUAGAGAUGAUGUGCUACCACGCAUUAAAAGGCUUGGUUAUAAUGCUGUUCAGCUCAUGGCUAUUCAAGAGCACUCCUACUAUGCUAGCUUUGGGUACCAUGUUACCAAUUUUUUUGCACCUAGCAGUCGCUGUGGAACCCCUGACGAUCUGAAGUCUCUAAUAGAUAAGCUCAUGAGCUUGGUAUUCUUGUACUCAUGGAUAUUGUUCACAGGACAAACAGCACAUGUGCAAUUGAGCCAUGCAUCAAAUAACGUGUUGGAUGGGUUGAACAUGUUUGAUGGAACCAAUAGUCAUUACUUCCACUCUGGGUCCCGGGGAUAUCAUUGGAUGUGGGAUUCCCGCUUGUUUAACUAUGGAAGCUGGGAGGUUUUGAGGUAUCUUCUUUCCAAUGCAAGAUGGUGGCUAGAAGAAUACAAGUUCGAUGGGUUCAGAUUUGAUGGUGUGACUUCAAUGAUGUACACUCACCAUGGAUUGCAGGUGGCAUUUACUGGGAAUUACAAUGAGUACUUUGGAUUAGCAACAGAUGUAGAUGCUGUGACUUACUUGAUGCUGGUUAAUGAUUUGAUUCACGGGCUCUACCCUGAAGCUGUUACCAUUGGUGAAGAUGUUAGUGGAAUGCCAACAUUCUGUGUUUCUGUACAAGAUGGUGGUGUUGGAUUUGAUUCUCGCCUGCAUAUGGCUAUUGCGGAUAAAUGGAUUGAGCUCCUCCAGAAAAUGGAUGAAGAGUGGCAAAUGGGUGAUAUUGUUCACACACUCACCAACAGAAGGUGGCGGGAAAAGUGUGUUGCUUAUGCUGAAAGUCAUGACCAAGCUCUUGUUGGUGACAAAACAAUUGCGUUCUGGUUGAUGGACAAGGAUAUGUAUGAUUUCAUGGCUCUGGACAGGCCAGCCACUCCCCUUGUAGAUCGUGGAAUAGCAUUACAUAAAAUGAUUAGGCUUAUUACUAUGGGAUUGGGCGGAGAAGGAUAUCUGAACUUCAUGGGGAAUGAAUUUGGACAUCCUGAGUGGAUUGAUUUUCCAAGAGGUACUCAACAUCUUCCAAAUGGAAAAUUAGUUCCUGGGAACAAUAACAGUUUUGACAAAUGCCGACGUAGAUUUGAUCUUGGGGAUGCAAAUUAUCUAAGAUAUCAUGGGCUGCAAGAAUUUGAUCAAGCAAUGCAGCAUCUUGAAGAAACCUAUUGUUUCAUGACUUCUGAGCACCAAUAUAUAUCACGGAAGGAUGAAGGAGAUAGGGUUAUUGUCUUUGAAAGGGGAAACCUGGUGUUUGUCUUCAAUUUUCAUUGGAGUAAAAGCUAUUCAGACUACCGAGUUGGCUGCUUAAAGCCAGGGAAGUAUAAGAUUGUCUUGGAUUCAGAUGAAAAAUUAUUUGGAGGUUUCAAUAGGAUUGAUCACAGUGCUGAGUACUUCACGACUGACGGGUGGUUUGAUGACCGGCCUCAUUCUUUCCUGCUAUAUGCACCUUGUAGAACAGCUGUGGUCUACGCUCUCGUAGCGGGACCUGCUAAAGACUGA